Messenger RNA from Panicum hallii, 1486 nucleotides. Its product is annotated as TLD domain-containing protein 2. The record is from RefSeq and is a predicted model, not a curated record. The coding region runs from base 432 to 1415 and encodes 327 amino acids. The transcript is spliced from 8 exons. NCBI's taxonomy places the organism in Eukaryota, Viridiplantae, Streptophyta, Magnoliopsida, Poales, Poaceae.
CCGCUGCACCAGUAAAAGUGGGUUCGAUCUAACCCGACAACAACCAAACAUAUUGACUGGUGGGGUCGCUCGUGGCAUCAAUCGCUGACGCUGACCUCAGCUCUCCCGUUCAAGAUGCACGCGCUUGGACGGCCGCUGACCGCUCUCGCGUCUCCCCGACCGCGCCGCCCCACCCCGCCCGCAGGUGCCGUGCCGUGUGAACCGCGUGCGGUCGUGGCGACUGCCGGUUCGGCGCCAGGCCUAACUUGCUCCACGGGUGCGGCGUGCGCCAGCGACCCAAGCUUGAAACUCCUUCCGCCCCUUCCUUCCUUCCUUUUGCCUCGUCCUCGCGCCGCCCUCGCUCGCGCGGUCGCUUGUUGCCCUCCGUCCACGAGCCGCGUCUCGCGGAAAGGUGGGCGGCCGUGACUCGUGGGGCGGGGCGAGGCGAGGCGAUGCUCGCGUGGAAGGAGAAGGUGGCGGACCGCCUCUCACGCCUCCUCGCCGACUCCCCCGUCUCCCCUUCCCCGGGCCCCGCCGCCGUCCAGCCGCCGCAGGCAGUAUCUCUCCCAGCAGAACAUUUUACUUCCCCCAAGAAGUCGUCAUUAUCUUCUUAUGUAUUGUCCCUUCUACCUACCUCAAACUCGGGGCCUGAGCAGAAUUCACCUUGUUCAGGGACUUUGAGACCAUUACCUCCUGAGUCACUUCCUAAGAGAUGGAGAGGGAGUGAAUUCACAUGGCAAGAUCUGCCGCUGGAAUUGAGUGAGGAGUCUGGGUCUGAAAGUGAGAGAGAUGAAAGGAAUGGAGAUUUUAGUAAGAACCAGGUCCAUCAGUCAUACAGAUCCGUGGGAAACUCUAAUGGAAAUGAGGAAACAUCGACUUCAGACUGUUCAGGCACUCUUCAUUAUCUAACUGAAAAGUCUAUGUUUGUAUCUCCAAAACUGUUUGCCUUCUUUGAUUCUUCUCUCCCUGGGACCUUAAAGGGGUGCCACUGGGUAUUACUAUAUAGCACCUGGAAGCAUGGGAUAUCUCUAAGAACACUUCUUCGUAGAAGUGAGAAUAUUCAGGGUCCAUGCCUAUUGAUUGUUGGAGAUAUGAAAGGGGCUGUGUUUGGUGGCUUAUUGAACAGUCCUUUGCGGCCUACAGAGAAAAGGAAAUACCAGGGAACAAACCAGACAUUUGUGUUCACAACAAUACAUGGUGAACCUAGACUUUUCAGACCAACUGGUGCAAACAGAUUCUACUAUUUGUGCUUGAAUGAUGCUUUGGCAUUUGGAGGUGGUGGAAGCUUCGCAUUGCGUGUUGAUGAAGAUUUGUUACAUGGAAGCAGUGGAUCAUGCGAUACAUUUGGAAACUCAUGCUUGGCAUAUACUCCAGAGUUUGAACUAAAGAAUGUUGAGCUGUGGGGAUUCACGCAUUCGUGGAGCCGUUCGAAGUAGCUGAUGCUAGUUGUCCCCAUACCACCGUCAGCUGUGGUCAUUCCAGUGUACUUGUUGUCGACAAAGAAAAA